CCUCUCAGGGCUGACGUGACGUCUGCAGGCUGCAGGGCGACGGGCUGGAGAUGCUGCUGCUGCUGCUGCAGGCGCUUCUGCUCGCGUCUACCGGCGUGGUGCGUCUGCACGGAGAUCCUUCCGCAGUUGUGUCCCAGAACCUUGAGUGUGUGAACGACUACCUGUACACCAUCAAGUGCACCCUGAGCAUCCAGCCGCCGGACGGCCGCUACUGGCUCAACUUCACGGAAACGCACGACAGAAAGGUAUUCAAGUGCCCGCUGACACACGCCAACGGGGAGUUCACCUGCUCCUUCAAAACGCACAACCCGAAGCCAGAAGAUGACGACGACGACGACGACCAUGAUGACGACGGAGAUGAAACGAAGAUCUUUCAGGACACAGACCGUUACGAGAUCUCGCUGUGUCACGGACGGGAGGAGGGAGCCGACGCCUGCGAGCGGCUGGGAGCCAAAUACAACCCUGCGCGCAACAUCACGCCGAACGCGCCGCGCCGCCUCGCAGUGCGGCGCGACUCCAGCGGGCACCUCUUCACGUGGACGAGCACCUACGAGCCCUACGGGGAAGAGACCGCCCUGACCGAAGCCCUCGUCUUCCAGCUGCGCUACUACGAGAGAGGACGCGCGCGUGACCCGAAUUUGCCCAUCAUCAACACCAACCAGCUGAACUAUUCUGUGGCCGAUGAGCACUUUGUGCCAAACACCAAGUAUGCUGCGCGAGUGCGUUCCAGUCCUGACCAGACUCACUACAUGGGCCACUGGAGUGACUGGUCUGCUGAGGUCCACUGGGCCACAGGGCCGGCUGCGACGGAUGUCCACGGCGCGCUCCCAUCCAGCACACUGGUUUCUGGCCUGGUGAAGGUUCUCGUCCCGCUCUGUGUGGUGGUGUCCUUCGUCCUGCUUUUCUGCUGCGCGCCAGUGAAGAAGUGGAGGCAGGGGGCCUUCAUCCCAACGCCAGCGCUCUACUUCCUGACACCCAACGCCGACUGCCAGGGCGAUUUCAAGAGCUGGGCGGUUACAGAAGAAAACACGGCGGACAUGCUGAAGGCCGAGGAAACCCUCCAAAUCGACACAGUCACCGAGUGUGACGUCCCCGAGGAGGAGGAGGAGGAAGAAGAAGAAGAAGAAGAGAGCAAGGAUCAUGGUCACCACCAGGUGACGGAGGGCAGCGUGUACAACAACGUGUUGCUGCUGGGCGUCCCGUACGCCGUGAGCUCCAUGGCGCCGCCGUCGCCCCCCGGGAGCCCCGCGGAGGGUGACUCGGGCUGCUGGAUGGAGAAGUACUGCCCCAUGUACUGCAAUGAGUACUGCACCCUCAGCGCCUUCCAGGAGAAGGGUCCCACAGGGGGAGGGGGCCCCCCUACAACCAAAGCCUGCCCGACGGGGGCCCUCAGAGCGGAGGCCGUUACUGAAGCAUAAGCGGACUGUAAAAAAAGCGUCUAAUUAAAAAUGUAAUUACUGUUAGAACCUGAAGUUCAACUACACACAUUUAGAUUUACAGCAUUAAAUGCUUUACGCUAAAAAUAACUUUUAGAUGCGUUGCUGUUAUAACAUGCACGUUUGCAGUUUAUUAAAUAAAAUGCUAACAUUUUGUAGAAAGUUUUAUUUACGCCAACACAUACAUGAACAAAGCACCAUAUAACCUUAGUCUGAUACAGAAGUAAGCCUACCUGCCUCAGUCAUCAUGGCCAUUUUUAUUUAUUUCAUAGCAAACACUCUGAAUAACAAAAAGACAGCCAA
This is a messenger RNA of Pungitius pungitius (ninespine stickleback), 1739 nucleotides long. Its product is annotated as interleukin-21 receptor. Gene Ontology annotation, cellular component: external side of plasma membrane. The coding region runs from base 51 to 1418 and encodes 455 amino acids. The transcript is spliced from 8 exons. Gene Ontology annotation, molecular function: protein binding; cytokine receptor activity. NCBI's taxonomy places the organism in Eukaryota, Metazoa, Chordata, Actinopteri, Perciformes, Gasterosteidae. The record is from RefSeq and is a predicted model, not a curated record. Gene Ontology annotation, biological process: cytokine-mediated signaling pathway.